Molecule: messenger RNA, 3750 nt
Organism: Paraglomus brasilianum
Lineage: Eukaryota; Fungi; Glomeromycota; Glomeromycetes; Paraglomerales; Paraglomeraceae
Source: the annotation of a GenBank genome assembly
AUGGAGGAAGUUUGCUCUAAACCAGGAUGGGGAUAUCAUAUCGCCAUAAGUGAUAAUGGAAAAGAAGUUGUCAAAUUUGGCAUUCGGGAAGAAGGAAGUGAGGUCGUUGGAUAUCUGACAGCGUACGAAAUUAACGGAAAUGAAAUCUCCAAAGCCUCCGAACCCUCAUAUAAAAUCGAUGCAAGUUAUAUACAAGAAGCUUACGACCGGGAUUCUACUAUGCCAACAUGGAGUCUAGCCAUAUCCAAUGCGAAUAAUAAUGGAAAGACUUUAAUUGCGUUUUCCUAUUUUCCAACUAAAGAAAUUUAUGAAACAAAUUCGGAUUUAGAAUCUGUAUGUUCUUCUAAAAAAAGGACGUUUGCACUUAGCCUUGUACCGAAUUGGAGCGCACCUUCGCGAGAUUGCAACUCUACGUACGUGCUUGUGAUGGAUCGUAAUAAUCCCGAUAAAUGGGUAAUGAUACAAACGCCAUUAGAUAAAGUUGCUGGAGUAGUUAAUUUUGUAUCGGACCCCGACUCGGAUAUGUGGCUACUGACAGUAUCAAAUGAAGGAGGAAUAUUUCAAUACAAUAUCGAUCCAGAACAUACAGAACCAUACAAGGAAACUGGUGUAUGGCAGCGUGAUAUCCCGAUGGCAUAUAGACACAAUAUGAAGGAUAAGUGGAAAGGCCUACAUAGCAAAGCUUACUUUCAAUUUUUAGUAAGGACGAUCAAGUCACAUGUGUACUUUGAACCUGACCCAAAGAAGAAAAUACUUCGUGUGUACAAUCUACGUGAUGGGCGGCAUCUUUUCGAUCUCCAUCACCAUGGCGAUCCGAGUCUAACUUGCUUUGAUACACCGGUACUGGCAAUAUCCAAAAAUGGCGCUUUGUUGGCAGUUAGUCUUGAUACAACGUCCAUCAACAUUUAUCUGAUGGAAAAUGGUUUAGAGUGCGGAAGAAAGGAUGCAACGAAAUCGCAUAGAAUAGUAUUGAUCGAAUUCAUCAAUAAUGACGAAUGCUUGCUAAUUAUCAGAGAAGCUAAAGAGACACACGAACUAGUGGCUACUGUAUGGGAGUUAUUCACGUGCAGACCCGACAGAACUAUAAAAAAAAUUAAUUUACCAGAUUACUUCUUUUAUAAAAGACCGAAUCUUUAUGGAGUCAGGUGGGCUGGCAAUACGGCAAUUUUUGUUACAGACAAAGGGGAACUAAAACUAGUUCUCGACUGCUUUGAUCCAGAAGAGGAGAAAGUCAGUGGAGGAGAGGACCCGCCAAUUGUGGCCGACAAACAAUUAGAGUAUUCGACUGUAUAUGAAUUAGAUGAAAAAACAUAUCGCCUGCCAGACUCCAAAUUGACACAGCUGAUAAUACGUAGGAUAGAACCAUGGAUACCAGACGGUAAUAAGAUAAUAGGUGUAUGGCUGGAUGAAAGUGCGGAGGGAAAAAAUCGGCGACAACUUCUUAUCGGAAGGGGUUGUAUACAAAUAUGGAAGCUCUUACCGGACGAUCAACGUCUAUUAUUGUACAUAUAUGCGAAUGAGGACAUCAUAACCGAUCCCAAGGUAGAUCCAAAGAUCACUAUUACUAUUUACAAAGAUAGGUUCGAUCUCACAAUCAAGCGGGAGGAUGUCUUGCAAAUCAGAUGGCCAGUUGAUCCUAGUAAAGUGGUCAUAGAUGCAUGUAAAGCCCUUGAAUGGUUGGAUAAGAAGAAGAACAAGAACCAUCCGUACGAAAGACGCGUAUUGUUCGAUGAAAUCAAACAUCAAAUUUCCAAUAUUGUUCGCAUCUUUAUUAAACAUCAUCCUGAUGAAUGGAGUCUACUCGAAGUGCGACACGACUUGAUGAAGUCUUUAAUCAUUGGAGGAUGUUCUCGCCUGACACAAGACUUGAUUAAAGUUAGUGACGACGAAAAUAACAACAAAGAGGGAGGUUGUCUGCUACACAUUCCGCGAAAAUAUUCAUGGCGUAAUGCUAACGAAAAACUGGAAAAGAAGGAUACUGAUAUAAUGAUGGUCAUCGAGAAAAACAACAGGUUGACCGAGAACUUUCUCACGUAUUAUGCUCAUCAUGCCAAAAAGCAUUAUGGUUGGAUGCAUACAGUAGGAGGAGCUCUAUCGGCGUUAUCUGAGUUGGAAUCAUCUAAAGCCGGCAAUCUGGAUAUUCCUACAAAGAGAUUGUUGGCUCAUUCAACGUUCGCCGGACAUUCAUUACAUGAUCAUGAGCAUCCUUCCGCAUCUUACGCAACCGUGUUUCGAUGGUCACAAGUGAUUCACGAUGACUUGGAGCCAUUGACGAGAAAUGACGUAAUUGCAAGUUUGAGAUACGCUUAUUUGACUAAAGCAGAGCGCACGGUGCUAUCGGUCAAGUUGCGACUUGAGCAAUCGAAGCGACAACUCCGGCAAGUUAAGCUUGGAACUAUAGUAAAAGGCGUGUUUACCCCCUUCUCAUUUGCUUUGAAAACCAUCGCAGCUAUGUUUGACGCAAGGAUUAAAAUAGAAAUGUUGCGUAUGAGUUAUUCAAAUGAUCCUAUGGCGCUUAUAAAUACUGUGCGUCGCAUUCCGGUACCAGUUGACGCUCAUGUCGUUGGGCGUCUACUAGAAAAGGCUGUGGAUGAGGAUAAUGGAAUAUUUCUUGAUAAUCCGGUCAUUUCUGGCAUUAUUGAUCAUGCAUGGAAGGGCGAAUCUUAUCUCUAUCUCGUCUUUUUGUUUCUGUUUUUUUCUUAUUUGAUAGUCUUUGAUGCAUUCGUAUGGCAGUACAUUCACCAAAACAAUAGUAACUAUGCUGUAGCCGUAUACCUUUUUGUAAUUGGGACAUACUAUAUAUUGUUUCGACUGACUGUAAUGUACAAUAGACGAAAACGCUUGACGUUCUACGACGUAGUCGACCUAUGUUCGUAUAUUCUUCCUAUAGUAACAACUGCAGUCUUGACAUUCAGAGCAACGCAUGAUGACAAUGGGGUGUGGGGAUUUGGUCAGACUGAAAUAAGCAGAAAUAUGCUCUUCCUUAUUUCCAUUAGUACAUUCAUCAUGUGGUUACGAUUUCUGUUGCUUUUAAGAUUAUUUGAAGGUGAGACACGAUUUCUCGAGUUUCGAGUGUUUUACGUGAAUUUAGUCUUUAAUACUGCAUUUGCGUUCGGGCAAGCCAUGUACGUGCUUUUGCAUGAUCCAAUAGAAAUUGGGCUGUCGCCAAAUAUUCUACAACUCGGUGUCAACGUGACAACUCCUAAUGGCGACGUUGAACAGACAAAUUAUACAGUAUAUCAAAAUUACAAUCCGCAAGACGCGUCUGACAAUAAUUUUGCAAAUUUCUGGAUUUCCGUGUUAUCUUCUUAUAAUUGGAUGAAUGGAAGAUGGGAUAAUGUGGACUGGAAUUACUAUCCAGUUACAAUCUUCACCGUCGUUGCAAGCUUGCUUCUAGUUAUUAUUAUGUUAAACAUCCUUAUUGCCAUAAUGGGUGAUAUAUAUACCGCUGCCAAGGAAUUCGGGGAACGAGAAAUCUUGAGAUUACGCGUAAGAUUCAUGCUAGAUACAGAAUACUUCGGUAACAAGGUGUGGAGGACAGCGUUUCCCGCACAUAGGCCACCGUCGCGCUUUGAAGACGUUGUAAAGAAAAAUCCACGGUAUAUGUAUGUUCUUGGUAACCGUCAGCAAUUCGAACGGUGGGUUGAGGAAGGGGAGAGAUUUCGAGAACUCACCAAACCGCAAAAGGUUCAACAAGAAAAACUAACUGACCACAGGUGGUUUAAGUUGGAGGAUAAUGAUAGUGGAUAA